This is a messenger RNA of Tripterygium wilfordii, 2031 nucleotides long. RefSeq lists its product as uncharacterized. The transcript is spliced from 5 exons. The record is from RefSeq and is a predicted model, not a curated record. Lineage: Eukaryota; Viridiplantae; Streptophyta; Magnoliopsida; Celastrales; Celastraceae. Bases 253 to 1593 code for a protein of 446 amino acids.
GAGAGAGUAGUGUCAACAACUGUUGUCUCCGAGUGUUUGUUUUGAGGGGGAGAGCGUAGAGUUUGUUGGAGUAAAAUAGUGAAAGUAGGUGUUGAUAGAGAGGCAUUUGAUUGUCUUUCAUAUUCAUCUUCAUUUCCUUGGUGUUGUCAUUGUCUUCUUCUCCUUCUUCAGAGAGAGACGUUUCGAGAGAGAGCGACAGAGAGAGGAGGAGGAAAGGUAAUUCAAAUUCAGUGAGUCCCAGAUGCUCUUUGAAUGGGCAAGGGCGAACAAGAAGACCACAAUCUGCCACAGCAGAGACAUGAUCAUCGCCACGGAGCCUCUUCUUUGGGGCUCUUCUGUGAGAGAUGUUCGAGUAUUUCCAGAUACAUCACUUUCAGAUGCUUCUUUGUAUUACUCCUUAGCUUGGCGCUUUUGGUUUCUGGGAUCUUCUGGAUCCUUCCUUCCUACACAAAGAUCUCUGGGUUUGAUGCCAAGGACGAAAUUAAGCUUAGCGCCACAGUUCAGGCGUGCUUCAGAUUGCAGAAGCCAGUUUCGCAGCUAGUUCCAUAUAUUGAAAGACUUGAAUAUGAUAUAUAUGGGGAAAUAAGCACUCCAGAUAUGAAGGUGGUAAUUCUAUCAAUGCAUCAAUCAGACACAUCAAACUGGACCGAUGUGGUGUUUGGUGUUCUUUCUGAUCCUAUAAAUGAUCCAAUAAAUUCAGUGUUUCUGAGUGUGUUGAGGUCUUCUUUAAUUGAGCUGUUCCUUCAGCAAUCCAAUCUGACUUUGACAACAUCAAUUUUUGGGGAGCCCUUUAUGUUUGAUAUAUUGAAGUUUCCUGGAGGAAUUACCAUUAUUCCUCCACAAUCUAAUUUCAUGCAGAGUGCCCUGACACUAUUUAACUUUACUCUUAAUAACUCCAUAUCUGAAAUGAAGGAAAAUCUGAACAAGUUAAAGGAUCAGUUGAAUCGUGGAUUGCUUCUGAGACCACAUGAGAAUCUAUUUGUGCAAUUAACAAACGAGGUUGGCUCCACUAUAUCAUCCCCAGUCACAGUUCAGGCUUUUGUCAUGUCAGAUAAUGGAAUCUUUUUCCCACAGAGACUGAAGCAGUUGGCCCAAACAAUCAGAGACUCUCCUGCUGAUAAUCUAGGCCUGGAUAACUCUGUCUUUGGUAAUGUAAAUAGUGUAAUAUUAUCCUCUUUUUUGAAGGGGAUAACUCAAGUACCCACUCCAGCAUCUUCCCCAGCACCAACUCCAGAACUAAGCCACACUGGUGAACCAUCAACCCUUCCAAACCCUGUUCCUUCUCCAUCUUAUUCUCCAGUGUCCCCACCUGACAGUCAUCGUCCGCCACCUUGUUCUAACUUAAGAUAUUCUUCAACUUCUUAUUUUACCUACCCAUGUUUACCAUGCCCUAGCCAUUCUUUGCCUCCUUUAAGCUCCCCUGCACCUUCACUGGGUCCCUCCUCACAGUUGUCACCGGAUCCAUCUCUGUCUCUAGCAUAUCAAUAUCUUGCCUCCCCAUCAUCUUCAGCAGUAGUCCCAACUUAUCAGGAGAUCUGGUCACUUGGAAUUUACGGUUUCCUGAUCUUUCAUCUCAUUUGUCGGCUGCAAUGAUUAGCCAUUUUACAUAUCAUACUUCCCAAAAGGAUAAAGGCUCGGAUGAUGAUGACUUCCCAAAAGGAUUCGAGGCAAGCAAACCCACACAACUUAAUUAUGUUGGAUACCCAAUUUUGUAACAGUGAGGAUGGAUGCAUCUCCCAUGAGAAGUGAGUUCUAAUUUUCUGCAAUCAACAACGUGUAAAUGAAACUAAAGAUGAAUUGCAGGUCGAAGCCAGAAAGCUGGUAGGCCUUUAUUAUCUUCAACUUGUGACAUCGGUGGAUCGUGGGUUGUUAUUCCCGAAGGGAACAACUCCGUACGGUGACUUAAGUCGAGUAGCCGCCGUAUCUUGUAUCUUGCCAAUUGUAAGGUAUCUCGGCUCUGCAAGACAGGGCAAAACAGAUUGUUGCAUAUUAUAGUGAUAUCGAUACAGGAAUAGGAUAUAUAUCUUUUAU